AGCCACUGCAAGGCACAGCAGCGCCUAAAUGCUAUUUUCCCCCCCAUCUCCGUCUCGCCCCUGCCUUACUCUCUGCCUGGCAGAACCCCUGCAGGGCGUAGAAGAGCCACUGCAAGGCACAGAAAUUCUAACCUGCUUCUUUCCUUCCCCCCAUCUCCGUCUCGCCCCUGCCUUACUCUCUGCCUGGCAGAGCCACUGGCAGGGCGUAUAAGAAGAGUGGGGACCGGGCUGGCAUGUAGACGACAACACGAGUUGGAAUACCCGAUCUUGGAGAAGACCGCCGACGGGAAGUUGAGCAGCAAACCCGACUACAACAGGCCAUUGUACGAGGAGAAAGUCAAGUGGUGCCGGAAGUGGGUGGAGCAUGCCGUCACCAACCUUGGGGUCGGCUAUGAUGAAGACAGGGACGUGUUUGUGUUUGGCAACGGCAUCCUCAUUGAUGCGAGUGACUACGCGGCUGGAUUCAAGACGACGACUAUUGUUCUGCAGUAG
Closterium sp. NIES-65 is the source of this 492-nucleotide messenger RNA. The record is from the annotation of a GenBank genome assembly. Lineage: Eukaryota; Viridiplantae; Streptophyta; Zygnematophyceae; Desmidiales; Closteriaceae.